Messenger RNA from Drepanopeziza brunnea f. sp. 'multigermtubi' MB_m1, 3111 nucleotides. RefSeq lists its product as uncharacterized. Gene Ontology annotation, molecular function: argininosuccinate lyase activity. Gene Ontology annotation, cellular component: cytosol. The record is from RefSeq and is a predicted model, not a curated record. Lineage: Eukaryota; Fungi; Ascomycota; Leotiomycetes; Helotiales; Drepanopezizaceae.
AUGGCCUCAGAACAAGUUAAAACUCCCGGCAGCAAGCCAGGAGAGAACAUGCUAUGGGGAGGACGCUUUACUGGCGGUCUUGACCCCCUCAUGGUCUCGUACAAUGAGUCAAUCUACUUCGAUCGUGCAUUCCAUACGCAGGAUAUUUUGGGCAGCAUCGCUUGGGCUCGUGCAAAUCACAACGCUGGCAUCCUCACUGCAGACGAGUUCUCCAAGAUUGAGUCGGGUCUGAAGGCUGUUGAGGCGGAAUGGGUCGCAGGAACUUUCGAAAUCAUUCCGGGAGUUGACGAGGACAUACAUACUGCAAAUGAGAGAAGAUUGGGAGAGAUCAUUGGCAAGGAUAUUGGCGGAAAGCUUCACACUGGCCGAAGCCGAAAUGAACAAGUAGCUACGGACAUGCGACUGUGGUUGAGGGAUGAGCUGAGGGCAAUUGAGAGUCAUUUGGUUGAUUUCUUAAAGGUCAUGACUGCUCGAGCAGAGGCGGAGGUGGAUGUCAUCAUGCCUGGCUACACCCAUCUUCAACGUGCGCAACCCAUCCGCUGGAGCCACUGGAUCUUGUCCUAUGCUAUGGCAUUUGCUCAAGAUCUGGAGAGACUUCGUGAAGUUAUUGUUCGUGUGAAUCAAAGUCCCCUUGGUGCCGGAGCCCUUGCUGGAAAUUGCUUUGGUGUAGAUAGACAAGCCAUGGCUGAUGAGCUUGGCUUCGAUGGUCUGUUGUGGAAUUCUAUGGGGGCGGUUUCAUCUCGCGACUUUGUCGUAGAGGCUAUGCAAUGGGGCAGUUUCCUGGGUCUACAUAUCUCCAGGUGGGCAGAGGAUCUGAUCAUCUAUUCAACCGGAGAGUUCAAGUUCAUCAAGUUGGCAGACGCCUACUCGACGGGAAGCUCCUUGAUGCCUCAAAAGAAGAAUCCAGACAGCUUAGAGCUGCUGAGAGGAAAAAGCGGCAGAAUUUUCGGACAAAUGGCUGGCCUAAUGAUGACCGUUAAAGGUAUCCCCAGUACCUACAACAAGGAUCUCCAGGAGAGUGUGGAGCCCAUGCUUGACCACGUGAAGACAGUCAGUGACAGCAUUCAAAUUGCCACUGGAGUCCUCUCUACCGCAAACAUCAACCCUGAAGCUAUGAAAGCUUCUCUCGACCCGUUUAUGCUCGCAACUGACAUUGCCGACUAUCUCGUCAAGCUUGGCGUUCCCUUCCGCGAGACCCAUCACAUUUCCGGUCAAUGCGUUGCCCACAGUGAGAAGACCGGAGUUUCCAUGGACCAAAUGAAGUUCUCCGAUUUUAAGAAUAUCGACUCCCGAUUCAAGGAAGACAUCGUGGAUAUCUUCAACUACGAGCACAGUGUCGAGAUGCACUCUGCUCUCGGCGGAACCUCCAAGAAUAGCGUGUUGGAGCAGAUUGCUAUCUUGAAGAAGAUUUUGCACUCUAGGGGUGCAUCGUGCGCCCAAACUACGAAACCUUUCGCGAGAACUCGCGCAAGAAGAGUUGGCGGAAUUUUAGUAGAUCUAAAGAAUAAAGCGUCUUCAGACAAGAAAAAGAAAUAUUCGGGGAUCUCAAACAAUAUGCUGCGGGUACACCCUGGGGGUGAAACAAAAUCAAGUGAGCUCCGAUUGCUACGAAUCAUCAAGGUUAUUGGCGCAUCUAAAGCACAUUUACCGAUAAAUUCGAUAUCAAUUCGGCUAUCCUACUACUUGCAAGAUCGAAAAGAAACCGAACUCGAAGCCGAAGCCGAAGCAACAGACCAUGACCACGAAUCCUGGGCUGAUAGGGCUCGAAGAUACCACCAAGGAUUUGUUUCUUCUGCUGAUGAGCCGAAUCUCGAUGCAGACUCUGGAAAGAAACAAAAUACGGCAGAUUGCGGAGCCACUGUAGAAAACACCGAUUUGAGGAUGCCGGGACAGUAUCCAUCAACGUGCCCUUCCAGCCUUCUCCUGACCCAGGAGAAGCCGGGAGGUUCGAUGCCCGUACCACAAGAAUCGGAAUCAAAAUUUCCCGGUGAAUCUGGGACGGUUCUUUUUGCUAUCGUGGAACACAGUACUUGUACGGAGGAAUUGAAGCCUAGACCGAUGGAUGCUCGACAGUACUACGAAGCCCACAUCGAAGCCAGUUUUCUGGUAGAGAAGUAUUUCUCAAUGGAGGGUUUGAACUACAUGGGCCGUGGUCCUUUUGCUAAGAUGUUGGAUGUCAUAGAGACAGAUCUCGAAGAUCUAAGUACCAGAGCCAAGACAGCGGAGAUUUUGGAAGGAAAACUUUACAAAUCAGCGAAAAUCCACGAGGAAGCAGUAAAGAAUCUGAAAGCGUCUUACGAGAAAGAAAUUUCGGAUCUCAGAGUUCAAGUUGAUAAGAAUCUGAAGGAUGCCAGAGAGGAGCUGAAAAAAUCUUACAUGAGGGACCUUUCAGAAUACAAGUCCAAGGCAGACGAGGAGCUGAGAUUGGAACGAGGAACUCUCAAGAGAUCACUGGGUCUGAAAAUAUAUGGCCUGGAGACACAAUUAGCGUCUGAGGAGACCAACCGGGAGAAGGAUCUGACAGCCAGCAACAGGCGGUACGGACAGUUAUCAUCUCAGCUGACCAAGUCACAAAAGGAUGCCAGCACUUGGGAGACUAGGUACAACGAACGACCUUUUCGAGAAGUCGAAUAUUAUCUGAAGGUCGAGCUCAAGAAGACGGCAGGUGAGAAAAAUGCCAAGAUCCUCGCGCUGGAGCAAAACAUCGCUGUCAUCAGAUCCAAGCGAACAAACCAUCAGGUCGAGGAAGACAAGAUCAGUAGAGCCACACUCCUUGAGACGCAAGCCAAAUUGGCUCAGGCCAAGUCGAGGCUUGAGGCACAGAAGACUGAGCUGGUCGAGGCUUGGAACCUUGUCAAUGCAGCCCGCUCCAAUCUCAUAGAAAACUAUGAUCAUAUCGCAAGUCUCGAAGACCAGCUUGCCGCGGCAUUGCAUGAUCUCAGAGUAGCCGAAGGACAGAGCCAUAGGUAUGUGGAUCAGAUAAGAGAGAGAACAGAAGAGUGCGAGAAGCUUAGACGAGACGUACGAGGUCUGGCUAUGAUCAUGCAAUCCAACGCACAGCAGGCCGGGGCUCUGGCUGAUCGUACCGUCAACCGUCAGCACGCUCGAUAG